Messenger RNA from Magallana angulata, 7676 nucleotides. RefSeq lists its product as uncharacterized. Gene Ontology annotation, biological process: proteolysis; meiotic chromosome separation. NCBI's taxonomy places the organism in Eukaryota, Metazoa, Mollusca, Bivalvia, Ostreida, Ostreidae. Gene Ontology annotation, molecular function: cysteine-type endopeptidase activity. Gene Ontology annotation, cellular component: cytoplasm; centrosome; nucleus. The transcript has 26 exons. The record is from RefSeq and is a predicted model, not a curated record. The coding region runs from base 97 to 7032 and encodes 2311 amino acids.
AAAUAGCGGGUACACCAAUGUACACAUCAAUCUAGAGUAUUUUAUGGAUUUUUAUACUGUGUAUAUUUUAAAUAUGUUCAUAUCUAUACAGACAAAAUGACAGAAAAGUUAAUUCUUGGAGAUCUCAAUGCCGGGAAAUUUGAGAACAUCGACCGCUUUAUAUUGGAAUAUCUCUCGCCUGCAGAGAAGACUUCAAACUGUUCCACCGAGCAGCUUUCACGCCUCACUCUUACAACUGUGCAAGUUUUACAGGCUUCUGUGGUUCACAUUUCUUCCAGUGGUCCGCACAGAUCAACGUUACUCACUGCCAUCCAUCUAUGUUACACUUUUUAUGUCAAGCAUCACAAUAUAUUAAAGUUACCAGAGCCUUUGACAGUGCCAAAAGUACUAUAUCACAUUGUAGCUAAGUUAUCGGACAUAAAGGAUUGUGGGCCAGAGGUCUUCAAGACCUGUCAAUAUCUGUACAAUGAGUUGCUUCCCUUACCUGAUCACUCAACAGGUGCCACAGCGUCCAUUAUCACUAACAUUUACAGCAAGCUUUGGAAUGUUGCUAUCAAGCUAGAACAGGAUAAAGCAACACAGCAACCCGAUGUUGUGUUUCAGCUGAGAUACAUGGCCAUCAAGAUGCUGUUGCUCCGGCAAACGGCAGUGGGACAAACAGUGGACAAGUUUCUGCUGGCAGUAGAUCGAUAUGAUAAAUCAACAAUACAGAAAAACUCAAAGACGGUCUUGACAAGUGACCACCUGUCUGUGUCCUUGGUGAUGGAAAUUGCUCAGCAGGUUAAGGCUCUGGGGUCAGACCACUGUGAGCUGUCGGAGAGGGAUGUGUGUAGUUCCUUGUCUCUGUUCCAGUACCUACACCAACUCAUUGUCAACUAUCAACUUCAUUCUAUCCUGGCGGCAGUGCACCAAAUCAGAGAAAGCUUUCUAUCCACAUUUGAAAGUGUCAGUUUUAGGCAUGCAAUGAAGAAUCUCUAUGACUGUUUUCAUCUGACAAUGAUGUGUAGCACAAAGUCCAAAAAUUCAAAGACAAAUUGCAGUGAUAUCCAGAGUCUUUCAGGAAAUAUUGUAGCAGUGUUGGAGGACAGUGUGUGCAGUUUGAACACAGGCUGGUAUUUGUUGAUAUGUGAAUGUCUCCUAGUGAUACUUAAACAACAGACGAUGAUUCCACCAGAGAAGGUAACUUUGUGGGAGGAGGUAUUGGACUACACGCAGAAGGUUACUCAAUUUCUGAUCACAAGCCGAGACAAAAAUAAGUUGCAGUACGAAGAAGACUCAAAGGAUAAAAAUGAAAAGCUGGCAGUAAUGAUCAGUACCAAACUUAUUAUUAUCCUCAGGAUGGAACUUGAGCUUGGUGUCUCAUUGGUGAACAUCAUCAAAGCCCCAGACAAAGUGACUCAUAUCUUGGAGACCAUACAACCCCAGGCCAAGGCUUACACCCAGCAGAUUGAACAGACAGGACACGCCCCUCCACCGGCCGACUUUAUUUUGAGGGAGAGGAGGCAGUGUGGCUACCUGAUGUCCAAGUUUGCCAAAGUGUCAUGUAGUCUAGGUCACCAGGAGCUUGACCUGUUCUACUACAGCGUGGAAUGUGAUCAGCUGACCAAGUGGGCGGAGUCCGAUCAGGACCUCAAAGAAGAGCGCAUCAAAGAGGUAAACCUGCUGGGUAUCUAUGAGAUGUUGGCAGAUUUGCAGUGGAAGCUUGGUGAUAUCGAUGCUGUGCUGUGUACACUGGCAAGGGGUGUACAGUUACAACCCUCAUAUGUAUCCGCCGCCCUGGAGGUGUGGUGUCGAAUCAAGAGGGAGCAACUCCGCACGGGAAAUUUAGAGAUAACUGAUAGGUAUUUUGCAGAAAAUCUUAAAAAUGUCUAUGACAGCCUGAUGAUGGAGCUUAAAUAUUUCACAGCUUUAAGAAAAAGGUAUCCAAAGGCAGAGUUGUCUCUCUUGAAAAGACUACAAGAAGUGGCAACACUCCCUGUACAGAAGGCCACAAGUCUGCUGGAGAUGGCCAAACUUUACUGGGGACACUUCACUGAAAAUCAAGACAGUUGUGUGGAGGAGUGUUUAGGGGAGGCUGAGCGGGCUUUGAGGGGGUCAUCUGGUGGGGAGGAGAUGCUGGUCCUGGCCGAUGUACACCUGUGGAUCUACAUUGUACAGCAUGAACGGUUCUGUAAAAAGCUGAUAUCUAGCUCCCAGGUGUUGAGUAAAGGUGAGGAGAGCAAUCCUGACUCUGGAGAGGAGCCCCAGCCCAGCGGGGCCCUGGUGUUUGAGGAGAUGUGUACCUUCUCCAUGGAGAUGGAGAUCAUUAGACGUCUGGACCAGGCUCUGGAAUUGUGGGAAAAUGUCCCCAACAGGGAACACACGGAGAGCAGUCUUCGAUCCGUCAUGCUGUGUUCUUCCAUUCUACGACUCGCUGGAAAGGUUGACCGGGAGCAGAGGGCAUUGUUCCUAGCUCUGGAUGUGUGCAGUCAGUUAGGAGAUGAGGCUAUAAAUAACAUCAUCAAGUGUCGCCUCUCUCACAUCUACGGGACCCAUGGGAUGCACCAUCAGGCCAGACAACUCCUCCCUGCCAUUCCUGACCAACAGACGGGGCUUGACGACGGCUACCUACAGACAGUCAUGUCCAGUGUCAUGCAUUACCUACACACAAAACAGGUAGAGAAAGGCCUUCAGCUCCUGACCCAGGUUAACGAGACGAUAGGUCAGCAGCCCAGUCAGAGUAAGACGGUGUGUCUGGCCAACGGAACGGUCAAGCGGUGCUGGUCCCUGUUCCUGUCCCUGCCGAUGGAGCGUGACCCAGAAGGAGGUCAGAGGUCAGAAGACUACAGCCUGGACCAUGCCAUUGAGGCGUACAGGAACCAUGUCAGUGUGGUGUACUUCCUGUUGGGGAAGGAACACUGGGCUGUUGACAACAAAGGAUUAAACACCACAGAGAAGUAUGACAUUAUCCAGGAGUACCUGCUGUCCCUCUAUCACCUGGGACAACUCGAGCGACUGGUCGGUGACACUCGGUCUGCCAAGUUCCACAUCAAGGAGGGUUGGACCACUGCUCACUUCAUGGGGCUGCCAAAGUGGGCUUCCAUGUUUAUGAAUGAAUUCUCCAUCAUCCACAUCCUGUCUGAGAACUCGACAGCAGCCAUUUCUAGUCUCACCAAAACAUGUCAGGUCUUCAACGGCAGUCAGGAUACUGCUGGAGAGAAUGCAACCAACAGGAGCUCCAAGUCCAGAAAAAGCAAAACUGCAGGAAGCUUUGGGUUUGAUGACGAUGUAGAGAAGGAGGAAGACAGCGUGGAGAGCUCCCAGAGUCCUUAUCCGCCCUGUUGGCAGCACCUCACUGACAACUCGACCUGUGACGUUUGUCAGGACAACACUGUCAAACUGGCUGUUCUGUCUUAUGCCCUAGUUACAGCAAAAUUUGAAAUCUACAUCCAGCAAAAUCUUACAUUUGAAAAACUAGAUAGGAUAAAUUGUAUUUGUGAGAGAUUUAUUCUUCAGGAACCUAGCACCAGUAAACUUGGCAGGGACUUGCCUUUCUGUUGUUUCCAGGACAACAGCGAGCUGAAGGACGUAUAUGUUGAGUGCUUGUCUUUAAUAGCAGAGACUAGUUUACUUCUGGGGAAAACAGAAAAAUGUGCUAUUGUGAUAGAAACAGCACAGAAGUUCUUCCAGUCCAAAUAUGUCAGUGACUUGGUGGCUAAUUUAAUUCAAAAUAAAUUCACUGUCUUCAAGGCUCAAAUGUGUCUCAUGAGAAGUCUGUCAAGUAAAAGAUUCACUGAGGAAGAAAUGGAUGACUUAGAUGAGGUGACCUCAUUGGAAACUUCCAUAAAACCAGAGAACAUUCUUCCUGAGAUUUCAAGUAAAAUGAAGGACUGUAAUGAUCAGCCAAUCACAAUGGAGGAUUGUCAUGAGCUUGUGGAGGACCUCAGCAAGCUGGAUAUCAAUGAGAUGAUAGACCAGAGUGUGAACCAGUCAAAAACAGGGACCAGAACAAACAGACGAAAGGGAACAACUCAAAAGAGGCCAGCUACAGGGGAUAUCUCAGGGGAUGUCUCAGAAGUAUCUUCUAGGAGUAGUACUGCUGGUACAGAGGCACCAGAGGAAUCACUGGAGACAUCAGAGAAAAGUAAGAGGCCUGCUGGGAGAGGAAGAAAAGAGAACACACGGGUUAAGUCUGCCAAAUCCACAUCCUCAAAAUUGGUCAAUUCGAUUCAGGCUAACUCCAUUACCUCAUUUUCUGCAAAAACAGCCAAAAAAGAAAAAUCCAGUGUAUGCAGGGAAGGUAGAUGUAAUGAUGGAAGUUUAACAGAAGAACUAACUCAAACCCCAGUGACAGAAAAACCAGAAUUUGUUCUGAAAACUCCCUACAGUGUGAGCAGUAAAAAGGCGUUGAUGUUUAGUUCUGACUCCAGUGAUGAUGAGGUCUGCUCGAAGCUUCCAGUGAGUAUCAGCCGCUUGUCAUCAGUAACUCCUGGUCAUCAGGAGAGCUCCUCAGCUAACUCUACACCGUCCACAGGAAAAGCUAGCUCUGUAUCCCGUAUACCAAAGUAUGUGAACAAAGCCAAAUUUUCUGGCACUCAUACGGAAAGUAAGAAAGCCGUGAAACAGGACAGUGGCACUCAGGAAAACAAGGAAAAUCAGACGACAAAGAAAAGUGUUACAAGAAGGGGGAAGGCUGCGGUUAAUCAGGAACCAGCCAAAGCCUCUAGUGGUGAACCAGUGAAGAGCAGGGGAAGGCAGAAGGUCACAGAAAAACCAAAUGCCUCCUCUGUCAAUCAAAAAAGUGCUAAAACAAAAGAUAAAACAUGUGUUUAUGAUUUUGAUGAGAAAGACUUGCAAAGUAAGGAGGAGACAAAGGGAGUUAGGAAGCCGACUACCAGAAGUAAGGAGGAGACAAAGGGAGUUAGGAAGCCAACUACCAGAAGAAAUAACAGCAAGAGGCAGCCUGCUGAGAAGGCAAGAAGUGCAUGCAAGGGCGGAAGGGAUGCUGUCAGCAUGGUGGAUGUAGAAUAUGUCAUCAUCAAGGAGGAGGAGACCAGUUUACUGGAGGAGAACCAGUACAAUGCCCUCAGUAUUCAGAUUUCUAAUCCCAAACUAGAGGACGAUGACUGGUAUGAGAGAGAGAAUUUACUGGUCCAGGAAGUUGAGGACCUUAACGAUUCUAUUGAGAUUCUGCGUGGUGGCAAUGACAAGAAGUCAGGAAGAGGACGUCCUGGCCGGAAGGUUACUAAAUUGUCCAAUCAGGUUAAAGGAGAGGAGUGUACAGGACCCGCAGGUGGAACAGACACCACCGAAAUUCCAAGAUCCACCACUCAGGCUAACAUGCAGAUUACGAUGGACAGAAUGAGAAGGGCAGCCCCUCCACGUAGACUCAAUAAAGAUUCACUAAGAGCUGAUUCCCAAAAGGAAGAAGAUUUGACUUCUAUGUUGGAGGUGGCGUUUGAACAAGCACGCCAUCUGCCUACCACCGGGCUGUACAGCUCCAUCUGUAACCUACUGGCCCUCCAGUACCUGGAGUUAUGUCCCCUGAAGGCUGCCUACUACCUGACGGAGGGAAUGGUGGUCACAUUCAGGCACCAGUCUCUGGUCAACUGUAGUAGGAAAAUCAGGAAGUCCAAGAAGGAAAUGAGCUGUCAAUCAGAGAGAGAGGAACAAGUGGGGGCCCAAGAAGGGGAAAUUAAAAACACAAUAUAUAAGAAUCUGAUGUUUAACAAAACUCCUCAAGAUCUACAAAAUAUCAUAAAGCACCUGCCAGAAGAUUGGACAGUGUGCCAAGUUUCCAUGGUAACAAAUCCACAAGUUCCUGACCAGAUGAUCCUGAGCAGUAUGAGACGGGACCAGGAGCCAGUAAUCGUAAGACUGCCAGCCUUCCAAACAGUCCACGGAAGAAAAAUUUUGUCUGAGUUUUCAGACAUCAUGGAAGAAAGUCACAACAGCAUCAAGAUCACAGACAAGACAGAGUGGUGGCAGAGUCGCUGGAAGUUAGACGACAGGCUCAGGGAUGUCCUUGAACACAUGGAUAAAUAUUGGCUGGGUCACUGGCGAUGUCUGAUCCAUGGAACUGUUCAGAGGGAUGAGUCAGCAACCUCCUUGAAUGAUUUCAGUGAAAGGGUGUGUCAAGAGAUGUACCGGGAUACCAGAACUAGGCUACCUCUACAUGUAGUGCAGCGUUUGGUGGAGUGUGCUGACACGUUGAGUGAUGAAGAUAUUAGAAGUGCCAUCUGUGAAUUGACAGGAAACACACUCAGUAGGUCAGGGGCAGACAACUGUGUAUCAACAUUCAGGAGGAUGACCAAAGACCUGACACUGACCAGUCCCAAGGGCCAUGUGCUGCUUAUUCUGGACAAGGCAGUACAACAUCUGCCCUGGGAGUGUGUGCCAUCCCUGACUCAAUCCAGCAUCUCUCGCAUGCCGUCCCUGUACCACCUCCAUGCUCAACUUUCCUACCUCACGAAACAGAAGAGCUCCAUUCUACACACGGGUAUAGACAAACAGAGGGUGUUCUACAUCCUGAAUCCGGACAGUAACCUGGCCUCCACCCAGGAAACCUUCCAGGACUGGUUCUCAAGAGAGAAGAGCUGGGAGGGGAUCAUCAACCGUAAACCGACCAAGUCCGAGUACACCAGCGCUCUGCAGAACAAGGACCUGUUCCUAUACUGUGGACAUGGUACCGGCGGUGCAUACCUGGGUGGUAGUGACCUUGCCAGUCUGGACUGCCGUGCGGCAACCAUCCUUAUGGGGUGCAGCAGUGGGAAGCUGGAAGCCACUGGUCAUCUAGAGGCCACAGGAUUCAUGCUCAAUUACUUCAUGGCAGGAUGUCCAUGCAUGGUGGCCAAUCUAUGGGAUGUGACAGACAAGGACAUUGACCGCUUCCUGGCAUGCCUGCUGUCGUCAUGGUUAUCAGAUGACACCACCACAGAACCACGAAAGCUUCUGGAUGUGGUCCCCAAGGCUCGCGCUGCCUGCCGCCUACCACACCUGAUAGGGGCGGCUCCCGUGGUGUACGGAUUUCCAGUGUUCCUCAAGCCGUCCUGAUUGGACAGAUCAGACCAAUCAUCCGUAGCUACCGUCUGUUGUGUGGAGGACUGGAUUAAUCAGACCAAUCAUCCGUAGCUACUGUCUGUUGUGUGGAGGACUGGAUUAAUCAGACCAAUCAUCCGUAGCUACUGUCUGUUGUGUGGAGGACUGGAUUAAUCAGACCAAUCAUCCGUAGCUACUGUCUGUUGUGUGGAGGACUGGAUUAAUCAGACCAAUCAUCCGUAGCUACUGUCUGUUGUGUGGAGGACUGGAUUAAUCAGACCAAUCAUCCGUAGCUACUGUCUGUUGUGUGGAGGACUGGAUUAAUCAAACCUAUCAUCCGUAGCUACUGUCUGUUGUGUGGAGGACUGGAUUAAUCAGACCAAUCAUCCGUAGCUACUGUCUGUUGUGUGGAUUCUGUUCUUAAGAAUCAAGCCAAGUUGUGUCCACCAACCAUUGGACAGAGUCCUCUUGGGUUAUUAUAGAAACAAUUUAUUGCUGGUGUUACCAAAAAAUGCAAGCAAAUUGUGUGUGAAAGUGACAGUUAGUAAGCUAGCAAAAUAGCAGGAAUAUGAUUUUAUUAAAAUUUUUAUUCUUACAUUGUUUUAAGGAAUGUGUAUUAUUUAUUUCAUACAAAAUUUUAUUUUAUUACUGUGCGUCAU